Molecule: messenger RNA, 2001 nt
Organism: Enterobius vermicularis (human pinworm)
Lineage: Eukaryota; Metazoa; Nematoda; Chromadorea; Rhabditida; Oxyuridae
Source: the annotation of a GenBank genome assembly
AUGGAUGCCAUAACGGUUGGUUUUUUCAUGGUGGCCAGUAUUCUGGUUGUCGGGUUAAUGCUAUUCAUGUUCAAAUCAUUUGGGAAGGAAAAGGAUCUUGAAGAAGUGUAUAGUGCAAACACUUUACGUUUGUUCGUGGAAGGGAAGCCGACAAAAACAAAACCGUCAAAAACUGGCAAGAAAAACCGAUCGACCGGUGAAAAGAAAAAAGAAUUAGUUGUAGAAAAAGAGCUAGUAAGACAUGAGAAAAAAGUAGAAGAAUUCACUGUUUCUCAGCAAGGUUCGAUAACAACGGAGGAGACUAAACCACUUGUCAGCGAGAUAAAACAGCAGAAGAAGAGGGGGAAGAAGCACACUACAGAGGAAGCUUCGAGACCACGGGAUCUUCCGGAACAGGCUCAAACUGAGGAAGAAUUAGGAGUUGAAAAACCAGUUGAGAAGAGGGCUUUACAGGACGAACAUACAGAAGUUACUGAAAGGAAAGGCAGGAAGAGGAAGUCGCAAAAAUUGGAAGAGGUAGGGCUUCGAGUGGCAGCUGUUCAAUCGGAAGAUAGUGUUUCAGCAGCUGAAAUUCCUGCUCAAACAACAGAGGGGAAGACUGAACAAAUAAAAGUGUUGAAAAACAAGAGUAAGUUUAAGAAUUACGAAUUAUCUCUAGCCCCUCUUUUCAAAGCAUUUGGGACACUCAGGGGUCUUAAUUUUAAAUUCAUUCCAGUUUCAACUCCAAGUCUUCAUAAGGAAAUCAAUGAGGAAUCUUGCCUUGAUCAUUUGAAUGGAGUUGGAGUUGUGGGUGCUGAGUACCUUGCAUUUAUUGAAAAAUACUUCGCAGACAAUAAUGCCGAGAAAAUGAAGCUUACCGAGGAAUUAGGGCUGAUAAAAAAGCAGAGUGCAGAUAGAGAAAAAUUGGUUGCUCAGUGUUCAGAAAAGUUAGCGGUGUCAGUUAGGCAGGAGGCAGAAAUUGAAAAGUUAAGACACUUACUUGAUGAAGAAAAGAAAAAGUAUGAAAAUGAGAAAAACAAUGCCACGAUGUUUGAAAGAACCGUAAGCAGUCAACUUGCUCAAAGUGUUCAGGAACGAAAACAGAUGCAACAAGUUCUGGAAAAACAAGCCGGAGAAAUUAAUACUUUGACGCAGGAGCUAAGAAAAGCAAAUGCUGCAGUUCAUGCUGCACCUCCUCUCGACGUUGUGAAGCAGGCAGAGCUGUUAAGAAAUGAAGCCAACUCUUUGAAACGUGAUGUACAGCAACGCGAAUCAGAAAUGAAACAGAAGGACCAGGUUAUUGAACAGCUCAUGAGUGAAACAAAAGAGCAGAAGAGAAAAAUUGAAGUUUUAACCCAGUCCAAUAGUUUGGCGGCACAACGAACUAAAGAUAUUGAGGCUCAGGCAGAAAAUGCACGAAGAACUUUUGAAGAGAAAUUGCAGCAUGCUGAUAAAACUGCAAAUACUUUAAAAACAGCUAUGGAAGAGAAAAUUGAAUUGAUGGAAAGGAUGAUUGACAAGGAAAGACGCCGUAGUGCUGAAUUGGAGAACCAAGUGCAUCUUAUGGAGGAAAACAUGAAGGGGAACAAGUUGGAGGGGGAGAGGUUGCUAAAAGAGAGUUUGCACUACCAGUCCGAGAUUGUUUUGGAGAACAUGGCGCUGGAGAUAAAGGAACUUGAAAAAAAAAAUGAAGAAAAUAAAGCUGUUAUGUCUUUAAAGUUAAAAGAGGCUAAUGGAAAAAUUGCCGAAUUAAGUGAGGCUAAUAUAAAAUUGGAGGAUGCACGCUCUUCGUUACAGGGAAAGAUUGCUGCUGCUAAUGAGCGCGAAAAUUUACUCCAACUCAAGUUAGAAGAAGAGUCUAAAAAGCAUGAAGAUGCUGUCAAGGCUGCGAUUUCUGCGAAGGAAGAAAGAAUUAAUCGACCUCUCAGAUUUUAUGAAAUAUCAAAAUUACAGGGUGGCUUUUAUGGUAUUAUAAGCGCUUCUGCAAGUGCCAGCGGUUUGGUUUUUCCUUAUACAUUCUAA